AUGAUGCCGAACGCCAUGGUCGGCGCGUGCAAGGAGCUGAAUCACCGCUACUCGACUGGCGUCUUCAAAAUCUCGCACCGCAAGCUCAAUCUGCUGAGCCGGCAGAUCGCGGGCAAGCCGAUCGACUACGCCAUCCUCCAGAUGCAGUUCAGCGAGAAGCGUGCUAGCAGCCGUGUCAAGAACAUGCUCAUGACUGCGAGGGACCACGCUGUGCGCUACAAGAACCUUGACGCUGCCAAGCUCAUCGUUUCCGAGAGCUGGGUGAACAAGGGCGAAACCGAGCCUGCACGCGUCGAGCCCCGUGGUCGUGCUCACUUCGGUAUCCGGCGACACAAGAAGUCGCGGAUGUGCGUCGUCCUGAAGCAGGGCAAGACCCUCGAGGAGGAGAAGGCUGCGGAGAGGAAGCGCAAGCUGAAGAGGAUAGUCUCCGCCGCUGCGACCCGCGAGGACGUCCCUAUACGGAAUCCGGGCGCUGCCUGGGCCUGGUAA
Messenger RNA from Schizophyllum commune H4-8, 489 nucleotides. Its product is annotated as ribosomal protein L22. The record is from RefSeq and is a predicted model, not a curated record. Gene Ontology annotation, biological process: ribosome assembly; translation. Gene Ontology annotation, molecular function: structural constituent of ribosome. Gene Ontology annotation, cellular component: mitochondrial large ribosomal subunit; ribosome. The transcript has 3 exons. NCBI's taxonomy places the organism in Eukaryota, Fungi, Basidiomycota, Agaricomycetes, Agaricales, Schizophyllaceae. Bases 1 to 489 code for a protein of 162 amino acids.